Messenger RNA from Sphenostylis stenocarpa, 540 nucleotides. The record is from the annotation of a GenBank genome assembly. Lineage: Eukaryota; Viridiplantae; Streptophyta; Magnoliopsida; Fabales; Fabaceae.
AUGGCAACUCUGCACUCUCUUGCACUCUCCUCUCCUUUCUCCAACUCACUUCACAAGCCACGCUCAUAUUCAGUGCCAUCUUCAAUUGUCCAUCAAAGUACAAACUCCUCAUUCAAUGGUCAAACUUUGCGCAUGCCAUGUUUGAGGCUACCUAUGUUGACACAAAACACUGCCAUACACAUGCCUGUCAUUAUGAUGGUCAAACCAAAGAUACAGUUCAUCCAGGGAACUGAUGAGCAAACAAUUCCUGAUGUGAGGCUGACCAAAUCAAGGGAUGGAACAAAUGGCAUGGCUAUCUUCACAUUUGAUCAACCUUCAGUUUUCGAUUCUUCAGGUGAAAUAGGUGACAUCACUGGAUUUUACAUGAUUGAUGAAGAAGGAGUCCUUCAAUCAGUUGAUGUAAAUGCUAAAUUUGUGAAUGGAAAGCCUUCAAUAAUUGAAGCCAAGUACAUAAUGCGGAGUCCACGGGAGUGGGAUAGAUUCAUGAGAUUCAUGGAGCGAUACUCUAAUGCAAAUGGUUUGCAAUUCAUCAAAAAAUGA